AUGUCGCUCUUUUCGCGCCGCAAAACCCCCGAUCAGCUGGUAAAGCUGCUGCGGGAAGCGCUCGCGGACCCCUGUGCACCUGCUAAACCGUCGAAAGACGGAACGGCCGUGGAAGAGGUCACAAAGCGCUUGAGUGAAAUGAAGCUGCUGCUGUAUGGGGACGGGGAGCAGGAGGUGAAGGCGGAGAAGUGCGCGCAACUGGCGGAGCUGCUGAUUGCGAGUCAACUCGUGCCGAAACUCAUUUCCGGGCUGGAAAAGUUGCCGUUUGAAGCGCGCAAGCAGUUUGCACAGGUGUACAACAACCUCAUGCGUCGCGAUCUUGCGGGCUUUGUGAGCUACGUGGAGCGUCAGUCUGGCAUUCUGUCGGUGCUUGUCGCAGGGUACGAGAACCCUGAAAUCGCGCUGAACUGCGGGACCAUGCUGCGUGAGUCCAUUCGACAUGAAGUCGUGGCGGGCAAGAUCCUGUAUUCUCCCGAUCUGUGGAAGUUCUUUGACGUGUACGUGCACCUGCCUAACUUUGAAGUUGGCUCGGACGCGUUUGCGACGUUCAAAGACCUGUUCACGCGCCACAAGACACUGGCUGCUACCUUCUUCACGUCCAACUUCGAUACAGUCUUUUCGAAGUACAAUAGUCUUCUGAUGUCGGAGAAUUACGUCACCCGGCGGCAAUCGCUGAAACUACUGGGCGAGAUCCUGCUUGAUCGAUCCAAUUUCGACAUCAUGAUGAAGUAUAUCGGGGAGAAGGAGAAUUUGAAGAUGAUGAUGAACCUGCUGCGUGAUACGAGCGCGAACAUCCAGUUCGAGGCGUUCCACGUGUUCAAAGUGUUUGUGGCCAACCCGAAGAAGCCUGAAGCGAUCAGUCAGAUCCUCGUGAACAACCGCGAGAAGCUGAUUGCGUACCUGAAGAACUUUCAGAACAACAAAGAGGACCCGCAGUUCAUUGAGGAGAAGGCAUUACUUAUCAGGACGCUCGAGGGUCUGAAGGUGGGCGAGAGCGCCACGGAGACAGCGGCUCAGUCUACGGUACUGCCGCAGUGA
This is a messenger RNA of Hyaloperonospora brassicae, 1038 nucleotides long. NCBI's taxonomy places the organism in Eukaryota, Oomycota, Peronosporomycetes, Peronosporales, Peronosporaceae. The record is from the annotation of a GenBank genome assembly.